UUUCACCUUGUUUUGGACGAGAUGUACCUAAUAAUUAUCAUUUUAUUUCAAAACAAGUUCCUUUUGGAUUCCUAUUAUCUAUAAAUAUCAUUAUUGUUACUUUACAAUAUUUCUUAGUAAGACACAUAGCUGUGACACAAAAAGAUCGAACAUGAUGGAGCAACGUCAGGAGAACGACCAAGUCCUGGACGCGGAGACCUGGCCACAGGAAGCGGAAGCUGCCAUCAACGACAUCAGGAAACACGUCAAAUCCGCCAGCAUAUCUCCGAUACUCAAGAGCAACAACCAGCGGAUCUACAUCAACUUGAUGACGCUUGAAGAAGCAUCGUAUUGCGUGGAGAUGUCUGCAGCUGGGUUCAGGGUGGUUGGCAGAAAGUACGACGAUACUUCGCUGUCUACUAUAGAGAACAUGAACUAUGAGACCCCGUAUGCGCUGCUCAACAGCAUCAGUCAAAAAUACAGGGAGUCCUUCGGCGGAGAGCUCAUGAACAAACUGCUGGACCUGGCCAAAAAUUCCGAAGGCUGAAAUUCCCUUGGCAGGUUUAUUCCAACAAAUACACUUCCCAGUAGUCCAACUGUUGAAAAAUUAUAGAUAUUUUAACACAAUCGAACUGUCAGGACCCGAGUUUUCUUUUCAAUCAAAUGUAGCUGUUGCUCUCUCAAAUAUUUCUGUCAGCUAAGGGUAUUUUCAAUAUAUCUUAGUAAUAAAAACAAGUCUGGCGGAAGUCGGACCGCAGACUUCGACCAGACAAUGUAAAAUGUAAAUUCCAUUGUCGACAGAUAACCGGUUAAUGUGUAGAAAUUAUAUCCAUAAGGGAAACAGCGCUCUCAUUUAGUUUUAACUCUUUGCUAAUCAUUUUUAUAAACCUAGUAUGAUUUUGGAUUUUGUCAAAGGUUUAUUGUUUUCCUUUUGAGAUACGGAGUCCUAAAAUCAUGCAAUGGGAAGUGUACGGGAAUAAACAUUCGGCAUAUGUAGCGAAAGUAAGGUCGCUUGGCAGCUAUCGUAGGUGCUUAGAAAUUGUGGCAAAUCUAUUAUAAUAGGUGUUGUUUGGAUUUUCCGUUAUUUGUUACUUUGUAGGCGAGGCACCGCACGUUUUCAACGUGUCAAUUUGUGUAAUUGUUAACCUUGUAAAGACCAUCAUGGACGGUGAAAUUGCUAUGUACGUAUAUCCCCCAUCUAUAUUUAAUCUAACCCCCCUUAGUAAUAAAAUUACACAAAUUAAAGAACAAAGCAAAAUUGAAUUCAAUGAAGGACUUUCCAAUCGACGUUCCCCAAACACACGAUAGAUGGCAAUCACUUUUGACGUGAUAAUUACCUAUUUUCUCAUUGCUGGGGUAUGUAAUUAUUCAAGAAUGUAAUGUAAUGGCAGACGCAUAUAUAAAACUAAGUGUUGCUUGAUAUUUGGAUCACAUUAUGUAUAGAUUGAUGUUGCCACCUUUAAUGCUUCUCUUUAUUUUGAUCAGAAUAAUAAUGGGUGGAAGUUGUAAUUUUACCUUGGUGUAAUAAAUAAUGUUAAACACCGACGGGUCCAUGGUGUUAUAGGAUAGAAAAAACGCGGUGUUGCCAUAAUACAAAAAAGCAUAAAUUUUAGUGUACUACACAAUAAUGUUAUGUUGUAGUAUUUUCACCGUCAAUGAUAGGAUUAAGAGCUUUAUAGCUAUUGUUACCUGAUAAAUUGAUAAAUAAAUCUUAUUUAGUUCCGGUAGUAAUCGGUUUUAAAUAUCAGAUGAAUAUAAUUGUUUCAAUUAUAAAACAGGGUGUACUUUUGGAAGAAACUUGAAUAUUCAGAGAGGACUUUUAUAUAAUCGCAUAUAUUCUACAAUAGUUUCGUCGAAAGUAACGAAAUAAGCAAAGAAUUUAUCAAUAAUUGUAGCCGUUA
Messenger RNA from Pectinophora gossypiella (pink bollworm), 1880 nucleotides. Its product is annotated as GSK3-beta interaction protein-like. The record is from RefSeq and is a predicted model, not a curated record. Gene Ontology annotation, molecular function: kinase regulator activity; protein kinase A binding. The coding region runs from base 152 to 526 and encodes 124 amino acids. The transcript has 2 exons. Gene Ontology annotation, cellular component: cytoplasm. NCBI's taxonomy places the organism in Eukaryota, Metazoa, Arthropoda, Insecta, Lepidoptera, Gelechiidae. Gene Ontology annotation, biological process: regulation of canonical Wnt signaling pathway.